Vittaforma corneae ATCC 50505 is the source of this 435-nucleotide messenger RNA. RefSeq lists its product as uncharacterized. The transcript has a single exon. Lineage: Eukaryota; Fungi; Microsporidia; Nosematidae. The record is from RefSeq and is a predicted model, not a curated record. Gene Ontology annotation, molecular function: catalytic activity. Bases 1 to 435 code for a protein of 144 amino acids.
AUGGAGUUUGGCGAUCACUGGAUUCCGGAGGAGCAUAUUAUUAAAAAGACCAAGUACUGUUUUGUUUUUGUAAAUAUACGACCAUUCCUACCAUAUCAUCUCCUUGUAUCUCCAAUACGAAAAGAAGGUAGAUUAAAUGGACUUAGUUCUGAGGAAUAUAUCGAUUUAAUGUCUUUGUUAAAGCUGACAACAACUUCACUUGACAGCUUAGGAACAUCCUGGACCGUCAUCUUGCAGGACGGUGAGGAUGCGGGCCAAACAGUCCAGCAUGUCCACUUUCAUGUUAUUCCCAGAACCAAAGGUGAUCUUUCUAGGAACAAUGACAUUUACAAUAAAAUUAAUGUGGAUGUAAAAAGGCCCGACCGCAACUUUGAAGAAAUGAAAGAAGAAGCCAACUUUUUGAGAAGCUUCUUUAAAGAAAAUACAACAAUUUAA